CGGGGCUUCGUGUACCAGAGGCGGGACCGCGGCUCAGCUCGCGCUGCCUGUAAAUCAACUCAUCUCUCGCGCUGCACGAGAGCGCGUGCUGCCUUUCAGGUGUGGUAGUGGCCGCUCCCAUUUGAGCAGCAGUCAAGAUGGUGGCGCUGUCGCUGAAGAUUUGUGUGCGGCAGUGCAAUGUGGUCAAGACCAUGCAGUUUGAGCCCUCGACUCCAAUUUACGACGCAUGUCGGAUUAUCAGAGAGAGAGUUCCAGAAGCCCAAUCCGGACAAGCAUCAGAUUAUGGGCUGUUCCUGUCCGAUGAUGACCCUAGAAAAGGAAUCUGGUUGGAAUCCGGACGCACCCUCGAUUACUACAUGCUGCGGAAUGGGGAUGUCUUGGAGUACAAGAAGAAACAAAGACCUCAAAAGAUCAAAAUGCUGGAUGGGGCCAUUAAAACCAUCAUGGUUGAUGACUCCAAGACAGUAGGCGAGCUGUUGGUCACCAUUUGCAGCAGGAUAGGAAUAACUAACUAUGAGGAGUACUCGCUGAUCCAAGAGCAAGUGGAGGAGAAGAGAGAGGAUGGGACGGGGACGCUGAAGAAAGACAGAACUCUCCUCAGAGACGAGAGGAAGAUGGAGAAGCUGAAAGCCAAACUUCACACAGAUGAUGACUUAAAUUGGCUGGAUCAUAGUCGGACAUUUCGCGAGCAGGGUGUAGAGGAGAGCGAGACACUACUCCUCAGAAGAAAGUUCUUCUACUCCGAUCAGAACGUGGACUCACGUGACCCCGUUCAGCUCAACCUCCUCUACGUGCAGGCGAGAGAUGACAUUCUCAACGGCUCCCACCCGGUGUCCUUUGACAAGGCCUGCGAGUUUGCUGGAAUUCAGGCACAGAUCCAGUUCGGUCCCCACGUGGAGCACAAACACAAGCCGGGAUUUCUAGACCUGAAGGAGUUCCUACCAAAAGAAUAUAUCAAACAGAGAGGGGCGGAGAAGAGAGUUUUUCAGGAGCACAAAAGCUGCGGUGAGAUGAUGGAGAUUGAGGCGAAGGUGAAAUACGUAAAGCUUGCCCGCUCCCUGCGCACAUACGGGGUGUCGUUCUUCCUGGUGAAGGAGAAGAUGAAAAGCAAGAAUAAAUUGGUCCCACGUCUUUUGGGCAUUACCAAAGAGUCAGUGAUGCGUGUGGAGGAGAAGACCAAAGAGGUGGUGCAGGAGUGGCCUCUCACCACUGUGAAGAGGUGGGCAGCGUCCCCCAAGAGUUUUACACUGGACUUCGGUGAGUACCAGGAAAGCUAUUAUUCUGUUCAAACCACAGAGGGGGAACAGAUCUCUCAGCUCAUCGCUGGAUACAUCGACAUCAUCCUUAAGAAAAAACAGAGUAAAGAUCGAUUUGGUUUGGACGGUGAUGAGGAAGCCACUAUGCUGGAGGAAUCCGUAUCCCCAAAAAAGUCCACCAUCCUACAGCAGCAGUUUAACCGGGUCGGUCGGGUCGAGCACGGGUCCGUGGCUCUGCCCGGCAUUAUGCGAUCAGGGUCAAUCGGAGGCCCUGACACGUUUAAUAUGGGCAGCAUGCCCUCGGCUCAGCAGCAGAUCACCACGGGACAGAUGCACAGAGGACACAUGCCCCCUCUGAGUCUGGCCCAGCAAGCGCUAAUGGGAACCAUCAACACCAGUAUGCAGGCUGUUCAGCAGGCACAAGCUGACCUGGGAGAGGUUGAUAAUCUGCCACCACUUGGACAGGACAUGGCAUCUAGAGUGUGGGUCCAGAACAAGGUGGAUGAAUCCAAACACGAGAUUCACUCCCAGGUGGACGCCAUAACAGCUGGUACAGCAUCUGUGGUCAACCUCACUGCCGGUGACCCCACGUAUACUGACUACACUGCGGUGGGCUGCGCCAUCACCACCAUUUCAUCUAACCUGACCGAGAUGUCCAAAGGAGUGAAGCUCCUGGCAGCCCUCAUGGAUGAUGAGGUGGGCAGUGGUCAGAACCUCAUGGGAGCCGCCCGGACCCUCACAGGAGCCGUGUCGGAUUUGUUAAGAGCAGUGGAACCAGCUUCUGGAGAGCCCAGACAGACGGUGUUGACUGCGGCGGGCAGCAUCGGACAGGCCAGCGGUGACCUCCUGAAACAGAUAGGAGAAGGUGAAACGGAUGAAAGAUUUCAGGACAUUAUGAUGAACCUGGCCAAAGCCGUAGCUAAUGCCGCCGCCAUGAUGGUGCUGAAGGCCAAGAACGUGGCACAGGUGGCCGAGGACACUGCGCUCCAGAACCGGGUCAUCACCGCCGCCACGCAGUGCGCUCUCUCCACGUCACAGCUGGUGGCGUGCACGAAGGUGGUGAGCCCUACCAUCUCCUCCCCGGUCUGUCAGGAGCAGCUGGUGGAGGCCGGGCGUCUGGUGGAGCGUUCGGUGGAGGGGUGUGUAAAAGCAUGCCACGCUGCCUCUGAGGAAGGCGAGCUGCUCCGACAGGUGAACAUGGCGGCUGGCGCUGUCAGCCAGGCUCUCAGCGACCUUCUCCAGCACGUGCGGCACUACGCCAGUUGUGGGGAGCCGAUCGGACGCUACGACCAGGCCACUGACACCAUCAUGACAGUAACGGAGAGUAUUUUCACAUCGAUGGGCGAUGCAGGUGAGAUGGUACGGCAGGCGAGGGUUCUGGCCCAGGCCACCUCUGACCUGGUUAAUGCGAUGCGCUCUGAUGCCGAAGCUGAAAUCGAUGUGGAUAAUUCUAAGAAACUGUUGGCGGCUGCCAAGCUGUUGGCCGAUGCCACUGCCAGAAUGGUGGAGGCUGCAAAGGGAGCCGCCGCAUACCCGGAGAAUGAAGACCAGCAGCAGAGGUUGCGCGAGGCUGCUGAAGGGCUGCGAGUCGCCACCAACGCAGCUGCUCAGAACGCCAUCAAAAAGAAGCUCAUUCACCGGCUGGAGAAUGCAGCGAAGCAGGCCGCGGCAGCAGCGACGCAGACCAUCGCGGCAGCUCAGAAUGCAGCUGCGUCCAAUAAGAACCCAAUGUCACAUCAGCAGCUAGUGUUCAGUUGCAAGGCCGUAGCAGAUCAUAUUCCCCACCUGGUCCAGGGAAUGAGGGGAAGUCAGGCUCACCCCGAAGACCUCGGUGCACAGCUGGCACUUAUCAUCGCUAGCCAGAGUUUUCUACAGCCCGGGAGUAAAAUGGUGACGUCGGCUAAAUCGGCCGUUCCAACGGUAGCCGACCAGGCAGCUGCGAUGCAACUCGGUCAGUGUGCUAAGAACCUCGCCACAUGCCUGGCAGAACUGCGGACGGCGGCGCAGAAGGCUCAUGAAGCGUGUGGUCCUCUAGAAAUCGACUCGGCACUCAACGCCGUUCAGUCUCUUAAGAGCGAACUACAGGAUGCUAAAAUGGCCGCACUAGACGGGCAACUCAGACCAUUGCCUGGGGAAUCGCUAGAAAAGUGUGCUCAGGAUCUCGGGAGUAUGUCCAAGGCUGUGGGCUCGUCCAUGGCGCAACUCCUGACCUGUGCCGCCCAGGGCAAUGAGCAUUACACAGGUGUAGCCGCGAGGGAAACCGCUCAGGCCCUGAGGUCGCUGGCCCAGGCGGCGAGAGGAGUGGCAGCAAGCAGCGUGGAGCUCCAGGCCGCUGCCGGCAUGCUGGACUCGGCCUGUCACGUGAUGGAGGGCUCAGCCUUGCUAAUCCACGAAGCCCACCAAGCCCUGGUGUGCCCUGGCGAUGCCGAGAGCCAGCAGAGACUAGCGCAGGUGGCGAAGGCCGUUUCUCACUCCCUCAAUAACUGCGUGAACUGCUUACCGGGACAAAAAGAUGUGGACAUGGCCCUCAGGAGCAUCGGAGAGGCCAGCAAGAAACUCCUGGUGGAAAAUCUUCCUCCUUGCUCCAAAUCCUUCCAAGAGGCGCAGACGGAUCUAAAUCACACGGCGGCCGAGUUGAACCACUCUGCUGGAGAUGUGGUGCAGUCAACCCGAGGAAACAGCAGUCAGCUGGCUGUUGCCUCCGGAAAGUUCAGCCAAGACUUUGAUGAGUUUCUGGAUGCUGGCAUUGAGAUGGCCGGACACACUCAGACUAAAGACGACCAGAUCCAUGUAAUUGGCAACCUGAAGAACAUCUCUAUGGCAUCCAGCAAACUGCUGUUGGCUGCCAAGUCCCUCUCUGUAGAUCCAGGUGCCGCAAACGCCAAGAAUCUCCUCGCAGCUGCAGCACGAGCAGUGACAGAGAGCAUUAAUCAGCUCAUCACACUUUGUACCCAGCAGGCACCAGGACAAAAAGAGUGUGACAAUGCUCUCCGAGAGCUAGAGGCUGUUCGAGGAAUGCUGGACAAUCCCAAUGAGCCAGUCAGCGAUCUCUCCUACUUCGACUGCAUUGAAAGUGUUAUGGAGAAUUCCAAGGUUCUCGGGGAAGCUAUGGCUGGAAUCUCGCAGCAUUGCAAGACUGGGAACGUGCCAGCCUUCGGGGAUUGUGUGGGCGUGGCUUCAAAAGCACUGUGUGGGUUGACUGAGGCUGCGGGACAGGCCUCCUAUUUGGUUGGUGUCUCAGACCCAAAUAGCCAGUCAGGCCAUCAAGGAUUGGUCGAUCCCAUCCAGUUUGCUAGAGCCAAUCAGGCGAUUCAGAUGGCCUGCCAGAACCUGGUUGACCCAGCCAGCAGCCCCUCACAGGUUCUGUCAGCAGCUACCAUUGUUGCGAAACACACCUCCGCACUUUGCAACGCCUGCCGUCUGGCAUCCUCCAAAACAGCCAAUCCGGUGGCUAGAAGACAUUUUGUGCAGUCAGCCAAAGAGGUUGCCAAUACCACGGCUAACCUUGUCAAAACUAUAAAGGCUUUAGAUGGAGAUUUCUCCGAUGAGAACCGUGAAAGGUGCCGAGUGGCCACGACCCCGCUGAUUGAAGCCGUGGAUAAUCUCUCCACCUUUGCCUCCAACCCGGAGUUUGCAAGCAUUCCUGCACAGAUAAGCCAUGAGGGUUCAGCCGCGCAGGAGCCGAUCCUACGUUCUGCUCGUUCAAUGCUGGACAGCUCCACCCACCUGUUAGAGACCGCCCGCUCCCUCAUCAUCAACCCCAAAGACCCCCCCACAUGGUCCAUCCUGGCAGGCCACUCCCGCACUGUCUCAGACUCCAUCAAGGGCCUCAUCACGUCCAUCAGGGACAAGGCCCCUGGGCAACGAGAGUGUGACCAGUCCAUCGACUGCAUCAACAAGAGCAUCAGGGACAUUGAGCAGGUGUCCCUCGCUGCCGUGGGUCAAAGUCUGCCCCGCAGAGACGACAUCUCACUGGAGGCUCUGCAGGAGCAGCUGACCUCUGCUGUACAGGAGAUCGGUCACCUCAUUGACCCUAUUUCUACUGUGGCACGAGGAGAAGCCGCUCAACUUGGACACAAGGUGACUCAGUUGGCGAGCUACUUCGAGCCGGUUAUCGUGGCAUCAGUGGGCCUGGCGUCUAAACACGCUGACCACCAGCAACAGAUGAACAUAUUAGAUCAGACCAAAACCCUGUUUGAAUCGGCUCUACAGAUGCUCUAUGCUGCCAAAGAGGGCGGUGGAAAUCCUAAGGCUUCUCACACCCAUGAUGCCGUAGCUGAGGCGUCCCAGCUGAUGAAAGAGGCGGUUGAUGACAUCAUGGUGACUCUGAAUGAGGCAGCGAGUGAGGGGGGGAUGGUGGGCGGCAUGGUGGAAUCCAUCGCUGAGGCCAUCGGAAGGAUGGAUGAAGGAACGCCGCCAGAGCCUGACGGCACUUUUGUGGAUUACCAGACCACCAUGGUGAAGUUUUCAAAAGCUAUCGCUAUAACCGCACAGGAAAUGAUGACAAAAUCUGUGACAUGUCAAGAAGAGCUGGGUGGGCUGGCGUCUCAGGUGACUGUGGAUUACAGCCAGCUGGCACAGCAAGGCCGUCUGGCAGCCGCCACCGCCGAGCCGGAGGAGGUGGGAUCCCAGAUCAAGUCCAGGGUUCAGGAGUUGGGUCACGGCUGUAUCUACCUGGUGCAGAAAGCUGGAGCUCUUCAGAUCAGCCCGACAGACAGCUUCUCCAAGAGAGAGCUGAUCGAAUGCGCCCGCGCCGUCACUGAAAAGGUGUCCAUGGUGUUAUCAGCCCUGCAGGCCGGUAAUAAAGGAACUCAGGCCUGCAUAACUGCAGCCAGUUCUGUUUCCGGCAUCAUCGCAGAUCUGGACACGACCAUCAUGUUUGCUUCGGCUGGCACACUCAAUGCUGAGAAUGAAGAGUCCUUCGCUGACCACAGGGAGAACAUAUUGAAAACUGCAAAAGCUUUGGUUGAGGACACCAAGCUGCUCGUGUCUGGUGCCGCUUCUAGCCAGGACAAACUCGCCCAGGCGGCCCAGUCGUCUGCCAAAACCAUCACGCAGCUCACAGACGUGGUCAAGCUGGGCGCCGCGAGCAUGGGCUCAGAGGACCCGGAAACACAGGUGGUUCUGAUAAACGCAGUCAGAGAUGUUGCUAAAGCUUUGGCAGAGCUGAUAAGCUCCACCAAAUGUGCCGCGGGCAAAGCAGCGGACGACCCGUCUAUGUACCAGCUGAAGAGUGCUGCCAAGGUAAUGGUGACGAACGUAACGUCUCUACUGAAGACUGUGAAAGCGGUGGAGGAUGAAGCCACUCGCGGGACGAGAGCAUUGGAAGCCACUAUCGAGUGCAUCAAACAGGAACUUACAGUUUUCCAGUCCAAGGACGUACCGGAGAAAUCCACCACCCCGGAAGAGUUCAUCCGCAUGACCAAGGGCAUCACCGUCGCCACGGCCAAAGCAGUGGCAGCAGGCAACUCUGCCCAGCAGGAGGAUGUGAUCUCCACUGCCAACCUUAGUCGCAAAGCCCUCACUGACAUGCUCACAACCUGCAAGCAAGCCGCGUACCACCCAGAAGUAUGCAAGGAUGUGAGGAAUAAAGCUCUUCUGUACGGUAUCGAGUGCACCACCGGAUACAUCGACCUGCUGGAACACGUUCUUCUCGUCCUGCAGAAACCAACAGCCGAACAGAAACAGCAGCUUAUCGGCCUUUCCAAAAAAGUGGCCAGUUCGGUCACAGAGCUCAUUCAGACCGCCGAAGCUAUGAAAGGUUCUGAGUGGGUGGACCCAGAAGACCCUACUGUGAUAGCAGAGACGGAGCUCCUAGGUGCCGCCGCGUCCAUCGAGGCCGCAGCCAAGAAACUAGAGCAGCUGAAGCCCAGAGCCAAACCAAAGCAAGCAGACGAGUCUCUGGACUUCGAGGAGCAGAUCCUGGAAGCGGCCAAGUCGAUCGCCGCGGCAACCAGCGCUCUAGUCAAAUCUGCAUCGGCUGCUCAGAGAGAACUUGUGGCACAGGGCAAGGUUGGCUCUAUCCCCGCCAAUGCAGUAGAUGACGGCCAGUGGUCCCAGGGUUUGAUAUCAGCUGCCCGGAUGGUGGCGGCAGCUACAAGUAACCUGUGUGAGGCUGCAAACGCUUCGGUUCAGGGUCACGCCAGCGAGGAGAAGUUGAUUUCUUCAGCCAAACAGGUGGCGGCUUCCACGGCUCAGCUGCUGGUGGCCUGUAAAGUCAAAGCUGAUCAGGACUCCGAGGCCAUGAGAAGACUGCAGGCUGCUGGUAACGCCGUCAAGCGGGCGUCUGACAACUUGGUGAAGGCGGCGCAGAAAGCAGCUUUCGAUAAAGCCGAAGACAACAGCGUCGUGGUUAAAACGAAAUUUGUGGGAGGAAUCGCUCAGAUUAUAGCGGCUCAGGAGGAGAUGCUCAGAAAAGAGAGAGAGUUAGAGGAAGCUCGCAAGAAACUCGCCCACAUCCGACAGCAGCAAUACAAAUUCCUGCCCAGCGAACUGCGGGAAGACCAGAGCUGAACCCGUUCUCUCCCAUCGGACGCGAUUGUCUGCCGGCUGCUAACGAUGAUCGGCCACUCCUCGUGUAGAGGAACAGUCUUACGUGAUUGGUUGUUUCGAUAGCUUAAGUUAAACGUGAUUGGCUCACGGCAGCAUGGGACUAGCAACACUGAUUGGGCGUUCACCUUACAAACAGCGGACGUGUUUGUGUGUGAAUGGAUUUUCUCUUCCACAGGGCUAAUCUGCUAUGUGUGUCUCGUUUCGUUUGUCAUGUUUUACAGUUUGAAGGACUUUUAUUUGUGGGUGCGUUUACGUUUUAUGUAUCCGUCGUAACUUCUAUACUUUAAUGAUAGCUUACCAUAAGGUUCUAUACAACGUUAUGAAUAUGUUUUGUGAAUGCAUCAACCAAUGUGAAACUUUUCAUGUCGUGAAAGCUAAAGAAGGCAGUUGGAUCUAGAAAAGUUUCGUUUUGGUGUAUGAGGUAUUGCGUCAUUAUAAGCUUUUAAACAAUGCACUGUUCUUAUACAUAUCUCACACACAUAUAUCAAUUAAGUUUUAGGUCGCUUUAGGUUAUAGGUAGUUGUUUUAGGGAAAGAAUGUUCAAGGUGACCUUUGUCGUAUUUAUUGAUAGACGAAAUGUAAAAGAGUAGCUUAAAGCUUCUCACCGGUAGCUCUUACGCAGUUCUGUAUGUUAGAUUGAUCAAAAUAAGAACGCUGUGAUGUUCAACUGAUGGUUACAACCACAUACCUGCAAAACGAACCGUAGCGUUGUCAUUAAGUUUGUUAUACGUUUUCUUCCAAGCGUUGGACAACAGGAUGCUUUAUAGUCUGACAUCAGAGACGUAAGAGUGUUUCACAAUCCUUUGUUUCUAAACAACGAUGUUUGGAAAGGCAUACUAUUGUAGCGUUCACACUAUUUCUGCAUUGUGCGCACGAUAUGCAACUUUUCUUGAUGCAUGGAAUACCAGAUGACCUUUAACAGUGCAGUAUAUUUGCCAAAACCUGCAGUAUACAACUAGAGCGCAUAGCUGGGAACGCGAUAUCCCACAAUGCAGUGCCCUUAUUUUUUCGUUUCCAGUGUGACAAAUGAAUAGGAAGUACCAUUUCUUGAUUUAACGAUGUCGUUUCUAUUAUUUCAAUAAUGACUGUCGGUAAAGAAUACUAGCUCGUAUACAAAUGAAAAUAGUCGGCAGUAUACCGUAUUGUGCAGUAUUCAGUACGUAGUAUGCUAGUAUUCAUUUCUGGACAUGGCUAACAUCUCACUGUUCCCACAAGACACGAAAAGAUUAGGUUUUGCUAUGUUGUAUUGGACUAUUAUGGUAGCACUUGAUUUGACAGUCUUACAUCUACAUGCAGUGCAAGUGAAUAAAAUGUAAAAAAAAAGUAUAACUGUUAUAUCCAGGAAGCAAUGCUAACGCUAAGCCAACUGUUAUGAAAGUACCAUGUAUACCACAGUAACAUCUCUUGUCUUUAUAAUUGGGCUCUUUUCUUAUUAAACUCCUUUAAAAUGGAUCCACUACAGAUCAACUUCAUGUUCAAGAUUGUACUUGCAUGGCUGUGAGACACAAACACACCACUGAAGACAUCUGUAGCUUUGUAGGAUUAAAUGGCGUCAAUGAUCUUUCAAUGUACACUUAACUGCAAACAAUGCGCCUUUUUUCUGCUUCCCGUGAACUUUGUGUAUGUUUUUGGUCGGAACUUUUAAAAACUCUGUUGGCGUUACGUAGAAUAACGUGUGGCACUUAUGAGAGACGAGCUACGUUAUAUCGACUGUUGUGUUAACGCCCGGUUUCUCUUCAAAUCUGGACUGCAUUGUGUCAUAGUGCCUUAUUCUGGUAGCUCGGUGUGUAAGUUGCUGUUUUAUGCUGCUUGUGGACCAGAUUUCGCUCCACGGAUCUGAAGCUUGACAAUGUUAACGUAACCUCCAAACUGGUCUCAGAUCAGCGUGGGAGGAUUACACAUUGUCUGUUUUUAGAUGAGUGAAGCACGUGUUUAUUGUCCUGUUAUAACUAGCUUUGUAUGUGUACAUUACAGCAUUGUGGCGCUGCAUCGGACAUCCGUUCGGCGAUUAUUCGACGGUUAUUCGAACCUUGUCUGCAAUAUUGUACCUACUGAGGCCUAAAGAUUGCCAUGGCAGGCCGCUUUACUGCCACAUGUAUGAAACAUUAGAUGUUUAGAUAUAUAUCUCCACGAAUUAACAAGCCACAGUAAUGAAUCAAAGGGAAACACUGCGUUCAGUUGGUCCAGUGUAUUACAAUACAUCACUUUGAUAAACCACUAUGUAUGAAGUUUUGUUUCUUGUUUUAUGUUUACUUUAUGUAAUGGCUAGAAUGAAGAUAUUUCAAUAUGUGUUUGAAAAUGUGGUGUCUUAUAGUGGAACCGAAGAAAACAGCAAGAACUAUCGCCUUUUGAAUUAUAUAGUUAGGGCUUUCUUUAAUCAACUGACAUAGUUACAUUAAUGAUAAUAUUAAUAAUAAUUAUGAACAUUAAAAAUGCUGUAUGUAUAUUUAUCUGGUCAUGAAAGUAUUUUUUGUAUUUCCCUGAAAAUAAAGAGUUUC
Messenger RNA from Triplophysa dalaica, 10306 nucleotides. RefSeq names its product talin 2b (gene tln2b). Gene Ontology annotation, molecular function: actin filament binding; integrin binding; structural constituent of cytoskeleton. Gene Ontology annotation, cellular component: plasma membrane; focal adhesion; ruffle. NCBI's taxonomy places the organism in Eukaryota, Metazoa, Chordata, Actinopteri, Cypriniformes, Nemacheilidae. The transcript has 57 exons. Gene Ontology annotation, biological process: cell-cell adhesion. The record is from RefSeq and is a predicted model, not a curated record. The coding region runs from base 138 to 7769 and encodes 2543 amino acids.